This is a messenger RNA of Pogona vitticeps (central bearded dragon), 3658 nucleotides long. The record is from RefSeq and is a predicted model, not a curated record. Lineage: Eukaryota; Metazoa; Chordata; Lepidosauria; Squamata; Agamidae.
CCCGAUUGGUUCUUCACUCAGGUGGUGGUGGGGAAAGCACUGCACCGCUUGUGCUAUAACCAGACAACGAAACUUUUGACUAUAUCACAGAGCAGGAAAUAUGUUUGCGGUUGUGAAGUAUCUCGCCAUAGACUAUUUAUAUGAGAAAAUGGUUAAGGAGAGACUUGCCUUUGACUGCUUAGAAAUUCACACCCCUUCCUGCUUGUACCAGGAUAAGAAUUAUUAUCAUGAUGGAUGUUUUGAUGAUGAUAAAUAUAGGAGACCUUGGAUAAGAGUUUCAGUGGAUUCCAGUCAAAUUGUGAUGAACUUUCCGGUACUUGAUAUUUGGAAGGAAUGUCUUUAUGUUGAAGAUUUCUUAGAGAAGAAACCCAUUUCAAACAUCUGUCUACGUAUUCAUAACAAAGAGGCUGAAGUUAUUCCGAGUUCAAAUCCUUGUUCCCAGUUCGAUAUAGAAGAGACCUGUAUGCUUACGAAGCACAAUGACAAAGAACUUAUUCUCACCAGUCCUUUGCAGUCUAAUUAUGCUCCUGCAAUACUUAAAGAACAAAAAGAAGAAAGCUUGUCUAUUGAAGAUGAACUUAUUUUCAGUGAUGAUUUGACUCAACAUGCAAAGCGGUUACCUACCGUCCAUAAACUCUUGAGCCGACUGAAUGUUUUCUAUGUACAGGAUCCUCUUUUAAAUUCUGAAGGUGACAAAAUUACAGAAGAGGACAUCUUCAGGGAGUGCUUUGCAUUCAAAGAGAGCAAAACGCCCCAGACAAAAAGAGAAGAACAAUGUGAAGUGUUUUACAAAGAGACUUUAAGGGAUGAGGAGGUCACUGUACUGCCUCUCCUAUUACGAGUCUGCUCGACAGCAGACUUCCGGUUGGACACUGACAUUCCCACAAGUUUGGCACUGAAAACUUUAUUAGAAGUAACUCCAGAGAUGCUAGGAGAUGAAAACAAAUGUUUCAAAAUAACCAGAAAAGACUUUAAACUGGAGUUUAUUCCUGAGAUCAUCGAGGCAUCAUCGAGCUCCUCACAAGAAGUUUAUGCCAAUCAGAAUAGAAGUACACUGGAAUUCAGCAAUCCAGAAAGGUAUAUGCCAUUCCAUCCUAGAUACCUGGAGGUGCCAUUGACUCCUCCAGGCAGACCAGAAAAGCUGCAUGGGGAUUCAUUGUUGAGACAGCUGCAGCCAGAAUCACCAUCUCUUUUUAGUAAAAGCAUUUUGAUUACAGAACCCAUUGCAGAAUACUUUGAAGCUCUGAUGUGGCAAUCAGAGAAGUAUCAACAUCCAAUGAAUUCUCUUUUACUUGCAGAGCACCAGACUCCUGUACCUCUUUGCCACCAUAUUUCAGUUACAGAACUGAAAACACUGCUGUCUGUACAAGAAGACCUCACGGUCCUCAGCGCCUUUGAAGAAGAAGACGGAUUUAAUUUAAGAGAGAACUUUACUUCACCAUAUACUUUAGAAACACUGAGCACAGUUUCGGAUAACAAAGAAAGAACUGUCUGUACUAAUGCAGAAGAAACAUUCACAAAAACAAAUCAUUUCCAGGCAGACAAAUGGCUUGAAGAACAAAGUUCCUUUGCUACCAAAGCAGAGGAAUCUUUCAGUAUUCCUGAUGAUAGUGGGACAAAAAAGGAUUGCUGGUCUCCUCCGAAAGAAGAGAUGUUUCCUCCAGAUUCCAUGGGGUGUCCACCAGAACAGUACAGCAGCUCUGUUGCAGGUGACAGUGCCUCUACUGAAAAUCACGUCAGGAAAACCCAGGUAGAUGGUGAAUUAGGAAAACCCAUGCAAGAAGACAGGGGAAACGAUAUGUGCCGUCUAACUGGUUUCAGGGAAGCUUAUGUUGAAACAAACAGCAUAUCCAGAAACAAAGUGCCAGCUCCAUCUGAACUACCUAGAAAAAACGGAGAUGAUUUUGACCUUUUGAGCAGUUUUAUCAUGCUGAGAUCUAAACAGAUGGUCACCCAAAACGAGGAGUCAAAAGAUGUGGAGAUUCAAGAAGAAGUUCUAAAUGCUCAGGAGGAGACCCCACCAUCUGAAAAUCAUGACAGUCCUGUUGUCCUGAAUGCUACAGUCCCUCUGGAAAAGCAAACCAAGGAAAAUGAAAUAGGCUCCAUUGUAGUUAAAGCAGCAGAGAGCCAAUUUCAGGCAUAUCUGAUCCUUGAAGCAGCUGCGGCUCCUGUUUUGAAAGAGCUUGUGUCUUUUGGCAUAUAUAAUUGGAGCUUUGCUACCCUUAAUUUUGAUGACUCCAGAUUUUUUUUAAAACAACAAGAGAAAGUGAUGAGUGAUACUUUUAAACAAGAUGUGACUGGUACCAGUAAUGCAAGAGAUAUUACACUUUCCAAACAUGCUGCUCUUCUUCAUUUGCUGGUAACAGUUAGAGAUCUCUUAUUAACAUGUAACUUGAACACAGCAUUAGGAUAUUUGUCCAAGGCAAAAGAUAGAUAUGAGGACUUCUUAGGCUGUACUUUGGAUAAGGUUUGGAGACAGUUGAAGAUUGUGCAGAUUGCUGUGCAGAAUUGGACACUCAAUCCCAAGAUAACAGAACUGCAUCAUCAGAUGUCUAAGUGGGUGCACAGCAAUAUGAAUAACCAGAAUAAGGUAGUAAUUAUAACUAGAAUGGAUUUUGAUGAAGAAAUAGCUCUCCUAAUCAACUCUAUUAGCACAGUAGAGGGCUUGAAAACAGGAUAUUUGAAAACAGAAAGAAGGGGAACUUUCUUAGAGAGUAAAAAUGUGAUAAGUAGUUUGGAACAAUAUGAUUGUGUGGUUGUACAUAAUCAGCACAUUGGACCCAAUUUUCCUUGGACAUGUUUUUCAUCAGUACUGGAGUAUAACUAUUCAGAAAAUUCCUGUUGGAUUGAUCUGUGCAAAAGCAUGAAGAUUUCUUACCUAGCUUUCAGGACAGCUGUCCCAGAAGCAGUAGAGAUCUUCCCAGAUAAUUCUGGAGAUGUCCUUUUGAAGGUGCAAAUUCCCUACAUUUUUCUGACAUCUGAGGGACUUCUCAACAUCCCAGAAAUUCUUCAGCUACUAGAGUCUGAAUACAAUGUUACAUUUAUUGAGCGAAGUGCCUGUGAGGCUUUACAGUUCUUUGGUAGCACAGAACACUAUGUUGUGAUGACGAUAGAUGAAGGCACUGCCAUCAUUGUCCAGAAUGUGGAAGAACUCAAUCAAGAAAAGUCUUCUGAUAAUAUUGUGUUAAGGCUGAUGGUGCUAUCACUUCAGUACACCACCUGCUGGAUGAUUUUAUACUCCAGAGAAAGACUAAAUUCUGAGUAUAGCCUAGCUGCAAAGACUCUGCAUCAUCUGGCAUUAAUAUACGCAGCCUUAGUAUCAUUUGCUCAGAAGACGGAAGAUUUUGAUGUGAAGGUGGUUCUUACACCAGGACUCGAAGAAACAGCACUCUUGGUUCGACAGAUUGCUGACCAUACUCUGCUGAUAUCAAAAAGACAUCCCCAGGAAUGGCUAGACAAAUCCUGGCUUUCUGUCUUGCCAUCAGAGUCAGAGAAAUGCUUGCUUACAUUUCCCUGUAUGAACCCUCUAGUGGCUCAAGUCAUGCUAAGGAAAAGUUCUUCACUGGAGUGGCUUCUGUCAGCAACUUUUGAUCAGCUUCAGAAUCUUUUGCCUGAAGUGCCAGAAAAGGUUUUAAAGGUCAGGUGUGCUAGGUUUUAG